Molecule: messenger RNA, 1524 nt
Organism: Drechmeria coniospora
Lineage: Eukaryota; Fungi; Ascomycota; Sordariomycetes; Hypocreales; Ophiocordycipitaceae
Exons: 9
Coding region: 1-1524 (507 amino acids)
Source: RefSeq, a predicted model, not a curated record
AUGCAGCUGGGCAGUCUCGUUCUCGCAUUCUUCGUCUGCUCGAGUGCGGCGCUGUCGCCUCGGCACGCAAGACGAGAGGCAAACGCACCGACGCCAGAGGAAUUGCAGAAAGCCGCCGACAGGCAAUCGGAAAAGGUGCAGCAUGAUUACAAUGACGCCAUGGAUCGCUUGCGUCUGUACGCAAGGCCUCGCUGGCGAGACUAUCUAAACGAGGGCCAGGUUGACUCGGCUCUCGGACAACUGGCCAACACGUACGGCAUGGGCUGCGUCGGAGAGAAGGAAAGCACCACCAUGACCUGCAAGCCACGGCUGGAAACACCAAACGGCAGACAUUUGCAUCAGAUUUACAACCUAACCGUUACCGUCGAACUCUUGCUCAUGUAUUUUGCCGGAACUUCGAGUACCAUUUAUGCUUACUUUGGCGACAAAGACAUCGUCCAUGAUGAGGAUUUAAAGCAGCUUACUCCCAUCUUCUCAAACCACAAAUGGGCGCCACCGAGACUGUUGAUAUACCGUUGGCCCAGGUGUUCGGCACAAAGCAUCAAGUUGAAGGCCAUUCAUGCGAGCUCUCGCAUGCCCUUGGUGAACAACCAAUACGAGUUUUUCCCAGGAGGGUUGCUCGGUUCCUAUAGGGAAGAAAAUGGCAAGCAGGCAAAAUACAACGUCGAGUGGUCGGGAGAGUUAAAUUGGGACAGCUGGCAGCAAACAUUUGACAGCAAACGCAACGGUCGCGAGAGAACAUGGCUGGAGAAGCACGACAAGUACAUGUCUGACGUCAAACAUACUGGAUCGCCACGCUGGGAACUGAUACGAGAUGCCAAGCUCGAAAAGGCAAUCGAGGAACUGAGCUCCAAGUAUCGCAUCGACUGCGAUGGAACCGAUUCGGGCAUGGACUGCAAGCCGAAAGUCGAAUCCGCCGUGGUGGGUAGGAAUUGGCACCAGUUCACCAACAUGACAAUCGAUGCGACGAUUCAAAACUGGCCCACGGCGGGGACGGACAGCAAGAUUUAUGCCUACUUUGGCGACAAAGCCUCAUCCACGAUGGGGACAUGGAUCAACUUGUCCCCCUCUUCGACGCCCCAGCAUGGCAAAACCGUUCGCGUCGAUGUCAAGGUACCCCUCGUUUUUGGGACCGACAAGCCUGACCUUCUGGCCCUUCGAACCUUCAAGAUCGUGCAGUCGCCGGCCGCCGACGACGAUUUCUCCAUCGGCGGCAUCACCUUUCGCGUCACCCAUGCCGCGUCUGGCAUGAAAAUGGUCAACACCCAGUACAACGUAUUUCCGGAUUGGCUCGGCACCGAGGUGAUGGAACACGGCAAGCAGGCGAAAUACAACAUCGAGUGGACCGGAGCCUUGGACUGGGACCAGUGGCAUACGAAGUUCGGUGGUGGUCGUAGCCAAGAAGAGUUCCAACGGGUCGAAGAUGCCCUCAACGAAGCCCAAUACCCGUGGCAGUGGGCGCCGUGGGACUCGAUGCGCAACAGAAUGCGUGAGAUUUCGCGCAAAUCCAAGGGUGCCGCUUGA